CUGCAUCGUCAGUCAGCUCAGAAAAAUGCAGAACUAGCCGCUGCAGCACAGAAGAGUCUGCUGUGGGCUGAGAGCUGCAGAGCUUCUCCUGAAGAGCUUUAUCUGCUUCGCUCGCUCGGUCACUUUUGGGACAUUCUUCAUCAUGUUGAAGUUUUACCUCCUGGAGGUCGGAGCUCUGCUCUCAUUGGUCGUUCCUCUGCUGGUUGCCACGGAGACGUGUCCAGCAACAGGGAUGCACGGGAUGCCAGGGAUUCCUGGCCUUCCGGGGAGGGACGGCCGAGACGGAGAGAAAGGAGAAAAGGGAGAGCCAGGGGGGAAAUGGGCCGGGCCCCUGAAGGGCCUGAAGGGGAACACGGGGCCAAAAGGAUCACCUGGUAAGCGAGGUCAAAGCGGAGAACCGGGAAAACCAGGCCCUGCAGGCGAACCCGGAUCACCUGGCGAACCUGGAGAAUUUGGGACUGUCGGACUGGAGCAGCAGGCGGCCUUCAGCGUGGCCAGAUACUCCUCUGCACCUCCAGAAAAAGGCGCCGUCAUUCGUUUUGCCAAAGUCAUCACCAACAUCAACGACGACUACGACACGGAGACGGGACGCUUCAGGUGUCGAGUCCCGGGAACAUACUACUUUGUGUACCACGCCUCACUGGAGAAGAAGCUGUGUGUGUUGAUGAAGCUGGACGAUGCCAUCCUGACGACCUUCUGCGACUUUCGGCAAAACACUAGACAGGUGACCUCGGGCGGGCUGUCGGUGUACCUGUCCAGAGGCCAGGAGCUGUGGCUGGAAACCAAAGAGUUUGUUGGAAUGACGGCCAAGCCCAACGGUUACAGCAUCUUCUCUGGAUUCCUGCUGCAUCCUCACUGAUCCUCAAAGGGAACAACAACUGAACAUCUGUUGAUUCUUCUGCUCUUUCGUUUCUGGAUGUCCAAUCAAUUCACAGUCUGUAGAAUUCAACCAAAUGUUUUUCAUAGCAGAGAAGAAACUGCAAAUAAAAGCUGUUUUGGGUUCAUAACAAA
Oryzias latipes (Japanese medaka) is the source of this 1011-nucleotide messenger RNA. RefSeq names its product complement C1q subcomponent subunit C. Lineage: Eukaryota; Metazoa; Chordata; Actinopteri; Beloniformes; Adrianichthyidae. The record is from RefSeq and is a predicted model, not a curated record. Gene Ontology annotation, molecular function: protein binding.